AUGACCGAAAUGGCCGUCUCACCCGUCGACAAUGGCCAAUCUGACGCCAAGCCGGCCAAAAACAGACAGUUUUCUGUCUACGCCAACCGAAUCAAGCCCGUUGACGUCCGCGGUCCUGUCGAAUCUCCGCCGCUUCCCCAGGUCGCGCCAGUUCUGCCUCGUUGGGACUCGCUUCAGAAUGGCCCUCACUUGAUGGCUGUCAGUCCAACAGCAGACUCUUUCCCCAAAGAUGUUUUUUACGACGCCCCAGAACAGCUCAGGCCGCCUCUUUCGCCCGCCUUUGAAGAGUUUCCUCGCAUACCUCUCGAAGAACCUCUGCCAUCUCCCAAACCGAUCCUCUCUGCCAAGUCGUCCAAUGCCGACAUGCGACAAUCAUCUGGCUCCGUCGGCAACUUUUCCAGGCCCCGAAAACCGAGCAUUAAGCUACCGCUACAGCAGAAACCCGCCACACCGAAAGAGCCUUCACCGCAGCUCAACCACAGUUUCGUCGGCUCGCCAUGGCACAAUCCUCGCUCUCGUGCCCAGUCCAACGCAUCGGUAAACUCGACAUAUACAUUUGCGUCUCCGCCACUCGCCAACGUCUAUGACUGGUCCGCCCCUCCGUCGCCUCGCCUUUGCGCCGCUCCCCACUCUACCAACGGCUCGCCUAUCACGGCGCCUACCUCGACAUCUAGCAGGCCGCCUUUUGCUACUUAUAAUCGUGUAGACUCGUCUGUUUCGGCGCCUCCAGGGCCUGUCGGCGCUCCUUGGGCGGGUGGAGACGAGAUGCGGUCCAGUUUCAGGUCCCAGCUUACAACCUCCACAGCCCCCGGCACCACUGCGACCGAGCGCAGCAGUGUCAUGACCAAAGACAGCUCCGUCAGCUCCCUCUACGCUAAUGCAGACGCUGAGGCCGACGAGUUUAGCAUCGAGGAUGUCAUGCUCAUGUACGAGAAUGGUUUCAAAGAUGACACGGACAACGAAGACGACGCCACUGACUCGGACGGCUUGCCUCGCAUCUCUCGACAGCUCACCACCCUGUCAGAAACAGGCCCAGCCGUCGCUCGUUUCGAACAAGCUGAGAGCUCUCAACCUCCCCGCGUUGCGGCCCGCGCUGCCCCAUCCGCUUUGGACGCGGAAAUCCGCCAAUCCAAAAUGCUCUUCUCCAGCCCAGCCUUUACAUCAAUGCUUCCUGCCAUUGCUGGCGACAAUAUGACAAUCAAGGAGGAAGAACCCCUUCACAAGAGAGACUCGGCCAAGUCGAUUGGCACGGAUCCCUCUGUGACGUCUCGUCCAGCUACGUCUGAAUUCAAAGAAACCCUACCAGUCUCCCCCAUUUCCGACACGUUCUCACAACCAAACUCUAUUUCCCCCACGCCGCCUCCAGCUCCCGUGCCGUCUUAUGCCGAGACUGAAGAGCCUGGCUCGCGCGAUCGAUAUGGCUUCAAGAAGCAGAGUCAGACCAUCACUCGUCAGCAGUACGACGAUUGGAAUAAAAACUACUCGCAAUACUUGAGCCGCCGGCGCCGCAAAUGGGUAGCUUAUCUCAAGGAUCAUGCUUUACUGACCGACCGCCCGAUUCGAUUCCCGCCACCCAAUGCAAAGACAAAGCGAUUUGUCCGCAAGGGCAUCCCCCCGGAUUGGCGCGGCGCCGCCUGGUUCUACUACGCCGGCGGGCCCGCCAUUCUAUCCAAGCAUUCCGGACUCUACGAAAAACUGCUUUGCGCUCAUGCAAAGCAGAUUGACAUUGAUGCUAUUGAACGAGACUUGCAUCGUACUUUUCCUGACAAUAUUCAAUUCAAGCCCUCGCCGGCCGGAUUCGACGCCUCGGCCUCGGCCUCGAGCAGCGAGCGUCAGAGCCAGUCGACACUGACCAGCGACGAAACGUCGAGCGCAUGCAGCGCUCAAGCUGUACCCGGCGAGCCACCUAUUAUUACUUCUUUGCGCCGCGUUUUACACGCAUUUUCUAUUUAUAACCCCCGCAUCGGAUACUGCCAGAGCCUAAAUUUUCUGGCCGGUCUGUUGCUUUUAUUCGUCGAGACGGAAGAGCAAUGCUUUUGGCUACUCAACGUCAUUACACACGUUUAUCUUCCCGGCACGCAUGAGAUGAGUUUGGAAGGCUCCAAGGUGGAUCUGGGUGUGCUAAUGGCCGAGAUUCGCGACACUAUGCCCGAGGUGUGGGAUCGAAUUGGUGGUGAGUUGGAGGAGCAGACCAACUUCAAACCGCCGCCAAGCCGUCUGUUCCGGCGCCCGCUUGGCAGGUCGCGUCAUCGCGGCCACCCCAGUCUUUCAACAGAACGUCUACCUCCCAUAACUUUGUGCAUGACGGCGUGGUUCAUGAGCUGUUUUAUUGGCACCUUGCCGAUUGAAACGACGCUGCGCGUUUGGGACGUCUUCUUCUACGAAGGGUCCAAGACACUGUUUCGAGUGGCCCUGGCUAUUUUUAAGCAUGGCGAGGCCGAGAUUAAAUCCAUUUCGGACCCGAUGGAAAUGUUUGGCGUAGUGCAGGCGCUACCGCGAAAGAUGCUGGAUGCCAACUUGCUGAUGGAGCAAUCGUUCAAGAAACGCAAUGGCUUCAACCACUUGAACCAGGACGCCAUCGACGACAAGCGACGCGAGCGACGUGACAAGGCGAAAAAGGACCGUGAGCAGAUUCAGCACAGCCAGACGAUGCAAAACGGCAACGUGACGGAGACGGAGACGGUGUCGGUGGUGAGGCGGGCGACUCUGUUUGGCAAGAAGAGGCAUGCCAAGCCCGAAGUUUGA
Beauveria bassiana ARSEF 2860 is the source of this 2745-nucleotide messenger RNA. RefSeq names its product TBC domain-containing protein. The record is from RefSeq and is a predicted model, not a curated record. The coding region runs from base 1 to 2745 and encodes 914 amino acids. The transcript has a single exon. Lineage: Eukaryota; Fungi; Ascomycota; Sordariomycetes; Hypocreales; Cordycipitaceae.